ACACAAUCUAAAGGCGGGCUCAAUAAAGCUCAUUCCUUUCCAAGGUCAAGAGGAUACAGACAAAAAGUCUUUUAGGAAAGUAUUGGUAAUUGACUGUCUAAUAAGAAAAUAACUCAUUAUCAAUUGUUUGUUGGGAUUAUCAUCGUCCUGAUUACAAAGAAAGAUGCCAACAGUAGAUAGAGCUUUGGCCUUGUUAAGAAAAUAUCCUCGAGUUUCUCCUCAGAAUAUAUCUGAUCUUCCAGGAAGCAAACCACCCAAGUAUCACGGUUUGAAACGAAUGCGAAGAGGUCUUGGUCAUCGUGGUGCUUCCCAGUUUCAAGCAUUCCCACCCUUGGGAAUUUUGGGUGCAAAGACACCAUUUUAUCUUUCUGUUCCUAAAGAACCUUACAACAUUAACAGCAUGUCUGAAAACAAUCUUCACCGUAUUUCGCUUCUAGAGCUUCAAAGACUGAUAGACCUUAAUCGAAUAAAUCCACUAGAGCCUAUUGACAUUUCCACACUAUGCAACACCAAUCUUUACCGGUUAAACGUGGAUCAUGAUCGACAAUAUGGUUUCCAUCUAACUGACGAAGGUAUCGAUAACUUUGUUACUCCUGUUAAUAUUGAAGUUCAGUAUGCUAGCGAAGAAGUAAUUGCAGCUGUGGAAAGAGUAGGGGGAAUAAUCUGUAACCGUUAUUAUGAUCUGUAUUCCGUUUGGGUAAAAUCUGACCCUCAAGGAUUCUUCAUGAAGGGCAUUCCGAUCCCAAAAGCUAAAUUGCCUCCUAAUGCGUUGAUUCCAUUCUACGCAAACGCUGAGUCUCGAGGUUAUCUGGCGGACCCUGAGGAAGUGGCGAAAUCUCGAAUUUGGCUGGCUCAAAAGUAUGGUUAUCACCCAAUCGAUUUUAGUUCAUCCUCGGAAUCCACUCGAAAGCUGAUGUCUAUGCGGAAAGAUCCUCGACAAAUAUUUCAUGGACUGGAACCUGGUUGGCUUGUCAGUAUUCCUGACAAAGCGGUUUUAAAGCCAAAAUCUGAUCUCCUUGAUGCCUACCACAAAUCCUGAUUCCCCCAGUAUUUUAUAAAAUGCAUUUUGGAAGUUAUACUGUGGAUAGAUGCAUGUUAAUUACAAAUAAUAAAUAGUACAUCCAGUUUUAAAAAUCCUGUGCAUAAUUAUGUAAUGUAAGUUUAUGUGAUUAGCAAAUCACUG
Molecule: messenger RNA, 1183 nt
Organism: Schistosoma intercalatum
Lineage: Eukaryota; Metazoa; Platyhelminthes; Trematoda; Strigeidida; Schistosomatidae
Source: the annotation of a GenBank genome assembly